Molecule: messenger RNA, 1857 nt
Organism: Tetranychus urticae (two-spotted spider mite)
Lineage: Eukaryota; Metazoa; Arthropoda; Arachnida; Trombidiformes; Tetranychidae
Product: ectonucleotide pyrophosphatase/phosphodiesterase family member 5
Source: RefSeq, a predicted model, not a curated record
UAUUUUUUAAUUAUAUUGAUCAUCAAAAUAAGUUAAAUUAAUACUAAUAGAGUUUCUUUCUAUUGAUAUCGGACACCCUUUGAAAAGUUAUAUUGUUCAAAAUGUGUCUCCACUUAAAGCGUUUAAUGUUUCAAUUAAGCUGCUUACCACCAACCUUGGGACGACUAUUUUUUAAACUGACAAGGCAAACGUUGAUUUAUGGACAACCCUGUACAUUUAAAUUGUCAAUUGUCACUUAAAAGUCAAGUGUUACUUGGCGUUGAUUACAAAGAUCGAGCUUUUCUAACCUUAUUUAGUAAGCAACUUUACUGUGUGAAUAGCUGUCAGUGGAAACCAUCACCAGUCUAGAAUCAACAUUUAAACAUUGAUUCGUGCCUUCAUUUUCAACUUUCUGACAAUAUUUGGCCCAUUCUUUCGGCCAAAUAUGUUCUACAAGUCCAUUUGUUUCAAUUUUCUUUGUUAUUGUCUGUGUGAAUUGAUAGUAUUACCUUCCAGUCAAUGUUUGCCUCUUUACAAUAAGACAGCAGAUGGAAUGGACAAUGAAAAACCAAUCCAAUUUGAUAUUGAAAAUUCAAUUGAUGAUCUACUUGGAGAACCAGUCAAAUCGUUUAAACCAAGGCAACAGUUGGUCAUUAUUUCGUUUGAUGGAUUCCGCCAUGAUUACAUUGGUACCUUUAAUACACCAAAUCUAGUGGAGAUGAUUAACAGAGGAGUUUAUGCACCUGAUGGAUAUUAUCCUGCUUUUGCCACCAAAACAUUCCCGACUCAUUGGACUCUAGCAACAGGUUUGCACGAAGAAAACCAUGGAUUAGUCGAUAAUCGCUUUUUUGAUCCACUGCUAAACGAAACAUUUACCCGAUCUAAAAGUGGUAGUAAAUGGUUUGCCGGCGAACCAAUUUGGUCAACCUGUCGAAGACAAAAUUGUUCAGCAAAUGUACUUUUCUGGCCUGGUAGUGCUAGCAAUGCUAAGCCAAAAAAUCAACAUCAAUUUAACUUGCCGUACAAUGAGACAAUCACCUUAGAAGAUCGAUUUGAAUAUCUCUUGAACUGGAUUGAGAAUGGUAUUGAUCUUUCAAUGAUUUACUUUCAUCAACCUGAUCAAGCUGGCCAUGAAUUUGGGGCAUUCUCUGAACCAGUUCGUACGCAAGUCGAAAAGAUAGAUCAAAUGGUCGGAGAUUUUAUGCAUACGCUUCGAAAUUCUUCGAAAUACUCUAAUGUAAAUGUCAUAAUCACUGGUGACCAUGGAAUGGCUAAUCUAACCAAUAAUGGAACAAUCUACUUAAUUGAUUACAUUAACAUGACUGAUGUUGCGGUUGUCUCUCAAUUAGGUGCAGUAGCUAGUCUAUUACCCAAACCUGGACGAUUAGAGACAAUUUAUAAUGCACUUAAAUCUAGUGGUAAUCCUCACUUCGAGGUUUAUCGAAAAAAAGAUGUUCCUAAUCGAUUCCAUUAUAAAAAUUCACACCGAAUCAUGCCUAUUGUUAUGAUUGCUCAAGAAGGCUACAUAAUUGAUACAGCACCAAGAACGAGACGAAAACGUAAAGUAGCUUUUCAUGGGUACGACAAUUUGCUGCCAUCAAUGAGACCAAUAUUUUUGGCUGAAGGACCAUUAUUUAAACCAAGCUAUCUAAUCGAACCAUUUCAUUCCGUUAAUUUAUAUUCACUUUUUUGCCACAUUUUAAAGAUACAACCAGGACCAAAUGAUGGGUCUUUAAGCUCAAUAAGUCACAUUUUGACAGACACCAAUUUUUUAGAAACUAAGCAAAGAAAAAAGAAAAGAAGAAACUGAUAAUUAAUGGCAACAGUAAUUAUAAAAAUAUUCACAUAAAUAAAGGAAAUCAAUAUUUUUGAUAAAAA